Ceratotherium simum simum (southern white rhinoceros) is the source of this 1698-nucleotide messenger RNA. Lineage: Eukaryota; Metazoa; Chordata; Mammalia; Perissodactyla; Rhinocerotidae. The record is from RefSeq and is a predicted model, not a curated record.
AUGAAUACAAGAAGAGGCUGGCUGGAAGCCUCAAAUCUUACUCCAGAAGUUUUGCAUUCUGAGGUGACAGUGUCGGUGACAGGUGAACCACCUAGUGCUGUGGAAGAAGAAAAAGAGGCAGCCAAAGAAACAAACAUAGAAAACAUCCUGGAAGUCAUGGAGCCGCUCUUCAUUCUAGAUGUGCUGAGGAUCUCCGCGGUUCUGGAGGAUACCAUAGACCAGCUCUCUAUUCUGAACUAUAUCAUGCCGGUUCAGUAUGAAAGUAGACUAAGCACCAGCAUGAAGAAAAGCAAAGAAAUGAGUUUAGAAGGAAAAAGCCUAGAAAAACUUUCAGAAGCCUUGAAAACAUCCAGUCCAUUCAUACCUAAAGAAGAAUCUGAGUUGUCAGAAAUCAGACCAGAAGGCCAAUUUGCCGAUGAGUUUAACAAAAUGCAAGAUCUUGUCUUCAAAAAGCCUGUAACACAGACCAUAAUGACUACAGAGACACUGAAGAAAAUUCAGAUUGAUAGAAUCCUCCUUAUUUCUUCUAGCGAGGAAAAAGGAAGAAAACAGAUAAAAUCUCUUCAGAAACAGCUGCUUAAUGUCAAAAGAGAACGGCAAGCUGAAGUACAGGGUAGGAAUGAAUAUAUUGCUCACCUCAAGGACCAGUUGCAAGAGAUGAAGGCAAAAACCAACAUGGAGAAUCGCUAUAUGAAGAGAAACACUGAGCUGCAGAUUUCCCAGACACAGAAAAAAUGUAACAAAACAGAGGAGCUCUUGCUGGAAGAGAUUGAGAAACUAAGGUCGAAAACUGAAGAGGAGAACCGGAUUCAUAUGGCGAUUGAACUGUUCCUUAGAAAGGAGCAGCAGAAACUUGAGGAGAAGCUAGAGUUCUGGAUGGAGAAAUUUGAUAAGGACACAGAAAUGAAACAGAAUGAACUAAAUGCUCUCAAAUCUGCAAAGGCCACUGACUUAGCACACCUUCAAGACCUUGCAAAGACGCUAAGGGAGUAUGAACAGGUCAUCAUUGAAGAUCGUCUAGAAAAGGAGAGGACCAGAAAGAAGAUAGAACAGGAUCGCUUGGAAUUAAAGAGCAUCAUAAAGCUCCAGGCCUGGUGGCGAGGCACUGUGGUACGGAAUGAAAUUGGUGGUUUCAGAAUGCCUAGGAAAGACAUAGAUGAUAGCAAGGAUUCAAAAGGUAAAGGCAAGGACAAGCGGAGAGGCAAGAAGUGAGCGAGUCACCGUAGGUCCUUUCCUCCGGUAUCCUGGAGACGGAAGGAGGGCUUGAAGGGAGUAAGAAACUUGACCAUCACAGACACUCAUCUACAGGUUGUUGCUUAUUUGGACAUUCCCAGGUGUGGCCUGGUUAUGUCACUUUACCUGUUAUAUGAGUAUUCAAACCCUGAAUUGGGAUUAUACCAUCAAUUUAGGGCUUCUUGAUAUUUUGAAAAAAUUUUGCUGGGAAGUAUUUCCAGGAGCCUCGUGAAGAUUCCUCUCGCUUUCUUACCAGAAAAAAGUUCAUGGACUUAGUUACAGCGCUGCAUUAAAACUUAAUCAAUUCCUGUAAUGUCUCUGAUUCUAAUUUUGUCUAUAGUGAAAAAACUCUUGAGCAAAAGUGAAAUGUUCAGUAGGAAUUACAGGAUGAUGUUUACAAAGUGUCUAGCAUAAUAUGUACACAGUAAAGUUUUCAUAAAUGUUGGUUUCUUCCUACCUCUUAGA